AUAUACCUGAAGGAUGAGCAGGUGAGGGAGGGUGCAAAAGGAAUGAAGUGGUAGGCAGGAGGGACAACAAGACGAGGGUGUUUCAGUCCAGCAUUGCUGGAGGGUGGGAUGCAGGGGUCAUUGUGGGGCAAGAUGAGAGUGUGCAGCUAGGCAAGGGCGAGGUUAUGAAGCAAUGUUUGUAUCCUUGAAAGGAGUUUUGCCUUUAUUUUAUGAGGAAUGAGAAUCUCCCAGGCCAUUCAUCAAAAGAGAGAUGAUCCUGGGGCUGACUUCAUGAUGCAGAGGGUUAAGCUGCCACUUGCAAUGCUGGCAUCUCAUAUCUGAGUGCUGGAUCAAGACUCUAUUUCUUCAUUUGCAAUCCUGCUUCCUGCUAAUGUGCCUGGGAGUCAGCAGAUGAUGAUUCAAGUACUUGGGCCCCUGCCACCCAUGUGGGAGACCCAGCUGCAGUCCCAGGCCCCAAGCUUUUGGUUGACCCACUCCCAGUCAUUGCAGCCAUUUGGAGAGUAAACCAGCAGAUGGAAGAUCUCUCUCUCUCUCUCUGCCUUUCAAAUAAAAUAAAUUAUCUUAAAAAGAUAGAUGGGCCAGUGCCGCGGCUCAAUAGGCUAAUCCUCCGCCUGUGGCAACGGCACACUGGAUUCUAGUCCCAGUUGUUCCUCUUCCAGUCCAGCUCUCUGCUGUGGCCCGGGAGGGCAGUGGAGGAUGGCCCAAGUGCUUGGGCCCUGCACCUGCAUGGGAGACCAGGAGAAGCACCUGGCUCCUGGCUUCGGAUCAGCGCAGUGCACAGGCCGCAGUGGCCCUUGGAGGGUGAACCAACGGUAAAGGAAGACCUUUCUCUCUGUCUGUCUGUCUCUCACUGUCCACUCUGCCUGUCCAAAAAAAAAAGAGAGAGAGAGAGAGAUGAUAAGAUUUUCAUUUAUGUUGAGGGAAAUAAGCUGGACACACACACAAAAAUACUGCGUGUUCUCCCUUUUAUGUAGAAGCUAAAAUUAAAAAAAAAAAUAAAAAAUAUAAGCCAAAAAGAGAAAUGCCUGUUUAUCAGUAUUGCUGCAAAUACAGUUUUGCAAAACUUUGUUUUAUAUCUUUGUGAAACCACUGGUUAAGCUACUAUAGUUUUAAUAAUCUGUGAUUAUUUUAAAAUUCACUGGAUAUGGGGGAAAUAGUCAUCUUUUCAUUUGAUUCUUGUUUAUAGCCAUUGCCUACAUGCCUGCUGAGCUAGGGUCUUUUCACUGUAUUCGCUGGAUCAUUAGGUCUUUGACUAUGAUGUAAUUUUAAAAUAAAAUAUCUCAAAAAAUAAAGACAGACAGCAAGGUAGAGAAACAGAGAGGGCAGAAGAGAAAUGUUAUAUUCUUAGAACUGUAUGUAUGAACUGUAUUGAAUCUUUCCUCUUUUUUUAAUAACACAUUAACAUUAGAAUUGAUGAUAAUUGUGUUGUAGUAAUUUACAUGCAUUUGCUGUGGCCCUAACAAUCUAUUAAUAAAGCCCUCUAAAAUGAAAAUAAAUAAAAAAUUUAAAAAUCCAUAGGAAAAAUGUUUUAUCUUAGAAUGCCACAAUGUGAAUGAAGCAUCUUUAAGGAGAAGGAUAUUAAGGCAGAAGACAAGAAGAGCAGAGAGGAUUUUUUAUAGUCCAAGUAAGGUAAGAUCUGUUUGGUCUAAGAUUGUGGUGUUGGGUUGAGGAGUCAAUGAAUCAGAGUGAGAUGAAGUAUGAAAUCUAUGACAGCUAUAUUGGAACUGAUGGUGAGAGAAGGAAUGAACGAGAAAAAGCUCACAUAUUUCUGAUCCUAGAUUCCUUUCACUGAAAUAUGAGAGAGUGGAGGAGGAGGUUGGGAGAGGGAAAAGUUGAGAUCAUGAGUUUCAUUUGGGAUCUCGAGCUUAUGGUGCCCAUGAGCCAUCCAUAGAAAAUAAUGGGAUAGAGUUCUCUGUGUCAGAAAGAUGUCUGCACCUGAUAUUUAAAUAGUAAUCUAAGACACUGAGUAGAAGGAUUUUUCUUGGGAGUAUUCAUACAAUUAAAAGAAAAAAAGGCUUGACGAACUUUAACAAGUAAGAAAGUGACAUGGGGCUGGCACCGUGGCACAGUGGGUUAAUAUUCUGAUUGCGGCACCAGUAUCCCAUGUGGGCGCCAGUUCUAGUCCCAGUUGCUCAUCUUUCAAUCUGGCUCUCUGCUAUGACCUGGGAAGGCAGUAGGGGAUGGCCCAAGUGCUUGGGUCCCUGCAUCCAUGUGGGAGACCCAGAACAGGCUCCUGGAUCCUGGAUCCUGGCGUCAGAUCAGGCGCAGCUCUGGCUGUUGUGGCCAUUUGGGAGUGAACCAUGGAUGGAAGCCCCUACACUCUGUCUCUCCCUCUCUCUGUAAUUCUACUUCUCAAAUAAAUAAAUAAAAUCUUUAAGAAAAAGAAAAAAAGUGACAGAACAGUAGCCAAUUAAAGUUACUGAGGAUAACCAACCAGGAAGAUAAAAGUAAUGUAUUUCAUGCCUCAGAAGAAAAUAGAAAAGAAUGUUUUAGAAAAGAUAGAAUGUUGUAAUUGUUAAUGAGAAGUAAAGAAAGUCACAAUUACAAGCCUAUUUUUUACAUGUAAGAUUAUUAUUAGGAGUUAAUAUUUAAUAUGUGCUGGACAAUUUGCAGAUUCCACAUAGUUCAUAGAUACAACUCUAUAAGGAUAUAAUCUGAUUAUAAAACAUUGGAGUGUAGAUAUUAUGUUCAUUGUGAUGAUGGUGAAAAAAUAAUUUUUUUCAGAAUACUUAACAGUCAGCGUACCAUAGAAACAAUCAAUCAAACUUCAACUUUUGAUGGACACUACUGCUUCUGCCUAAGGGCUCUAGCAAAACAGAGCAUGACUGGAAAGAACCAAACCACUGUCUCAGAGUUCCUCCUCCUAGGCCUGCCCAUCCAGCCACAGCACAAAACCCUCUUCUACAUCCUGUUCCUGGCCAUGUACCUGACCACCAUGCUGGGGAACCUCCUCAUCAUUGUCCUCAUUCACCUGGACUCUCAUCUCCACACGCCCAUGUAUUUGUUUCUCAGCAACUUGUCCCUCUCUGACCUCUGCUUCUCCUCUGUCACAAUGCCCAAAUUGCUGCAGAUCAUGCAGAGCCAAGUCCCAUCCAUCCCUUAUGCAGGAUGCCUGGCCCAAAUGUACUUCUACCUGUUUUUUGGAGACCUGGAGAGCUUCCUCCUUGUGGCCAUGGCCUACGACCGCUAUGUGGCCAUCUGCUUCCCCCUGCACUACACCAGCAUCAUGAGCCCCAAGCUCUGCUUCUGCCUGGCGGCGCUGUCCUGGGUGCUGACCACGUUCCAUGCCCUGCUGCACACCCUGCUCAUGGCCAGGCUGUCUUUCUGUGCAGAUAAUGUGAUCCCCCACUUUUUCUGUGAUAUGUCUGCUCUUCUGAAGUUGGCCUGCUCUGACACCCAUGUCAAUGAGUUGGUGAUAUUUGUCAUGGGUGGACUUGUUAUUGUCAUCCCCUUCCUACUCAUUAUCACAUCCUAUGCAAGGAUUGUGUUGUCUAUCAUCAAGGUUCCUUCUGCGCGGGGCAUCCGUAAGGCCUUCUCCACCUGUGGCUCCCACCUGUCUGUGGUGUCGCUGUUCUUUGGCACAAUUAUUGGUCUCUACCUAAUCCCAUCAGCCAAUAAUUCUACUGUGAAGGAGACUGUCACGGCAAUGAUGUACACUGUGGUGACUCCCAUGUUGAACCCCUUCAUCUAUAGCCUAAGGAACAGAGACAUGAAGGGAGCCUUGGGCAGAGUCAUUUGUAAAAAGAAAAUCCUCUUCUGCCUAUGAUGGCAGAACUAAAAUUUUUACAUAAUUUAUCUCAUACAUAUAUACAGAUACUAAUAUUGGAAUACUAUUCCAGACUCUUUACGUGAAUUUCUGUCAAAAUGGCACACCACAUAAUCAUUUAAUAUUAAGAAAGAAAAUGUAGCUGAGCAAUUUAACUAAGGGAGAGGAUCUUCAUGACCUGGCUGUCUCUUCCUCUUUAUCUUCCUCACCUGGAAAAGCAUAGUUUAAAAACUACUGGUUUGCUGGGUUGUGAUACAGCAGAUUAAGCCAACAACCUGCAGUGCUGGCAUCCCAUACAGGCACCAGCUUGAGUCCUGGUUGCUCCACUUCUGAUCCAGCUCCCGGCUAAUGUGCCGGGAAAGCAGUGGAGAAGAGCCCAAAUGCAGAGCCCACGGGGGCAUCCACAUGAGACAUCCAGAAGCUGCUCAUGGCCCCUGGCUUCAGCCUGGCCCAGUGCUGGCUGUUGCAGCCAUUUGGGGAGUGAACAAGUGGAUGGAAGAUCUCUCUGCCUGCCUGCCUGCCUGCCUCUCUCUCUCUCUCUCUAGCUCUGCCUUUC
Oryctolagus cuniculus (rabbit) is the source of this 4322-nucleotide messenger RNA. The record is from RefSeq and is a predicted model, not a curated record. NCBI's taxonomy places the organism in Eukaryota, Metazoa, Chordata, Mammalia, Lagomorpha, Leporidae.